Molecule: messenger RNA, 1422 nt
Organism: Symsagittifera roscoffensis
Lineage: Eukaryota; Metazoa; Xenacoelomorpha; Acoela; Convolutidae
Product: 1-acyl-sn-glycerol-3-phosphate acyltransferase epsilon-like
Exons: 6
Coding region: 51-1157 (368 amino acids)
Cellular component (GO): endomembrane system; mitochondrion
Molecular function (GO): acyltransferase activity
Source: RefSeq, a predicted model, not a curated record
CAGAGAAAUGUUUGGUUAUAGUUUGAUCUUGCUCGGGUGACCUUUCUGCAAUGCGGCUGGUGGAUGCGCCCCGGUACAUCAUGGCGCUGCCUAUGCUGGGGCUGGCAGUGUUGCAAUGUGGGGCCUACUCUAUUCUGUGGACCUCGUGGCGACUGGUGUCUCUCUGUCUGCCUAGCAAGUACUAUCCGAAGGGGGAUGACUUUCUGUUUGAGAGAUACCAGCAGCUCAUCAUAUUCAUCAUCGAGAGCUGUGCCGGAGCUCAGCUAGUACUGUACGGUGAUGGGAAAGAAGUGCUGAAGAAGAGAGAGAAUGUCAUCUGGCUCUCAAAUCAUCAGAGUGCAGCCGACUGGGUUGUGUGUGAGAUAUUAGCUCUCAAUCAGGGUUCUCUGGCAGGAGUGCGAUACAUUCUCAAGGACACCAUCAAGUACAUGCCCAUUUUCGGAUGGUACUUUCCCCAGCACAACUGUGUCUACGUCAGACGCACUGGCACUCCCAAAGACAUCGAGGAUAUCGAGAGACAGCUGCAGGUGUAUCCGAGGCUGCAGAUGCCAGUGUGGUUGGUGAUAUUUCCAGAGGGAACCAGAUACAACCCAGACAAGCCCAAAGUAGUUCAAAAGAGUCAGCAGUUCGCACACAAAUUAAAUCUGCCAGUGCUGAAACACCACUUGACGCCUCGAGUUAAAGCAGCUUUUUUGAGUGUACAGCAGUUACGUAACUAUGCGGAUGCAGUCUAUGACGUCACCAUUGGUUAUGAGGAGCGCUAUUUGCCCACCAAUUUAGCAAUCAGAAACAGCAACAUUAGCUUCACAGACUUCGGCAUGGGUUUCUACAAUAGAGUGCAUGUGAAAGUGACCAGAAUAGACAUCAGAGAUGCCCCUGAAACGGAAGAGGAGUUCCAGACAUGGCUGCAUGACAAGUUCCAGCAGAAAGACAAAGACCUGGACCAUUUCUACAACAGUGACAUGGGCAAGGCUAGAAGAUUCGCGGGCCAAUCAUACCUGUGUCCCAGAUCCACCUUCACCACACUGCAAAGUGUCUGCUUCUGGGCCGUGUCUUCUGCCGCCAUUCUCAUGACGUCACCUGGCGCCUGGCUGUGGAACCGCAGCUGGGCUGGCAUCCUCCUCGGAGGCACUGUGUACGCUGUGCUGAAGAAGUAAAGGUGAAGCGUAGCCACUGAUGAUGAUGCUGCUGUUGUUGUCCGAUCAGGAGGUGCCAAUCAACUUAUCAACUUGGUUGUCAUCGUUUCAUAUGGUGCACUGAAGUGUAUGAACUCUGUUCUGUCCUCACGACAUUAUUCCUUAAACGUUUUCUUUGUUUGAAUUAUGGAUGGAUAUGAUUUGAUUGCUAUUGACGAUGAUGAUGAUGAUGAUGAUGAUGAUGGUUUUGAUGCUCAUCUGAUUAGUAAUUAAUAUCUUAAUUCAA